AUGCAAGACCAUACAUAUACGGACACCCCAGUUACGACAAAAACCACAUCAGCAUGGCUACCGCCAUUCCUUCGAUCAAGUAGCACUUCCAAAACAAGUCCCGAUGAAACCUCAAUAUUACUUCCAAAACCUCUGGAUGGCACUUCACAUUCCAUCACCUCCAACUCUACCCUGGCAGAGUUUCUUCUCCUGGUCAAAAUGAGCGUUCCUGUCAUUUUGGCCUACACCCUUCAGAACUCACUACAAACCAUCUCGGUCCUAAUAGUCGGACGGAUGUCGCCAGAACACCUUGCUACCGCUGCGUUCUCAUAUAUGUUCGCUAUGUCAACCGCCUGGCUAAUUGCUCUGGGUGGUACAACAGCAUUAGAUACACUUUGCUCCUCAACCUUCACUGGUUCUCGAAACCCUUACGAGCUUGGGAUCCUACUUCAAAGGGCUUUUGUUGUUCUAGGACUAUUCUAUGUGCCUGUCGCAACACUGUGGUGGUUCUCGGAGGGUGUAUUUUUAAGGUUGGGACAAUCCGCAGAGCUGGCUCAGCAAUCUGCGCUUUUCUUGCGAUGGCUUAUACCGGGAGGAUUGGGAUAUAUUUAUUUCGAAGCCACAAAAAAGUUCUUACAGGCACAAGGGAUCAUGGGAGCGGGAACUUAUGUACUAUUGAUCACGUCUCCGGUAAACGCGGUGCUAAACUACUUGUUCGUUUAUACAUGGGGAUGGGGAUUGAUUGGUGCGCCUAUUGCCACAGGGAUAACAUAUUGGGCAGAUUUUGCAGCAAUUGUGGCAUAUGCAAGGGUUUUCAAGGGGUGGGAGAGUUGGGGCGGAUGGGAUAAGGCCUGCUUGAAGAAUAUGGGAGUCUUCGCCCGGUUAGCAGGAUUGGGGGUAGUCAUGGUGGGAACUGAAUGGUGGGCAUUUGAAAUUGUCGCGCUUGCGGCUGGCCGCCUGGGCACCGUCCCCCUUGCGUCUCAGAGUGUCAUAAUGACCACCGACCAAGUCCUCAACACAAUCCCCUUCGGCAUCGGCGUUGCUGCCUCCACCCGCGUUGGCAACCUUCUCGGUGCCCGUGACGCCCGUGGCGCUUCCCGUGCCGCCAAUACCGCUGCUUUCCUCUCAAUUGCAGCUGGCGCCCUCGUCAUGAUCAUCAUGCUCGCCGUUAAGGAUUUCUACGCCAAGAUUUUCUCCGAUGAUGUCGAUGUGAUAAAGCUCACAGCAGAGGUCAUGCCACUUGUUGCACUGUUCCAAAUUGCAGAUGGAUUGAACGGCAGCUGUGGUGGUGCGCUGAGGGGCAUGGGAAGACAGCAUGUUGGAGCUGCGGUGAACCUGUGCCUGGCACUCUAUUUGGUAGGUGUAGCGGAGUGGGCACUGGUUGGCUGGAGUGAUUGGGAGUUACAAGUGCGAAAGGCAUUUGAGAGGAUGGAGGUGGAUGAGCAGAUUGAAGAGGGUGGGCUAUGA
Molecule: messenger RNA, 1446 nt
Organism: Morchella sextelata
Lineage: Eukaryota; Fungi; Ascomycota; Pezizomycetes; Pezizales; Morchellaceae
Exons: 3
Coding region: 1-1446 (481 amino acids)
Biological process (GO): xenobiotic detoxification by transmembrane export across the plasma membrane
Cellular component (GO): membrane
Molecular function (GO): xenobiotic transmembrane transporter activity; antiporter activity
Source: RefSeq, a predicted model, not a curated record